Molecule: messenger RNA, 1371 nt
Organism: Closterium sp. NIES-65
Lineage: Eukaryota; Viridiplantae; Streptophyta; Zygnematophyceae; Desmidiales; Closteriaceae
Source: the annotation of a GenBank genome assembly
AUGGGGAGAGGCAGCACAGACGAGCGUCGGGAGCUGUUGGCCCUCCUGCAGGCGCUCAAAGAGGUGGAGGAGCAGCAGCAGGCGCAGCAGGCGGAGCAGUUUUCACAGCAACCCGGGCUGAGCCCGAAGCAGAAGCAGAACAAGCGGCAGAAGGGGCAGAAAGGACAGAGGACAGUGAGUGAAAAGCAGCAACAGGAGCAGCAGCAGCAGAUGGAAGGAGGGCAGGAGGAGCAGUGGCUCUCAGCUUUCUCGGCUCUUCCAGAGGCCGGAACUGCCUCGUUCGAGCAGCGGAGCCCAACCAUGGGCAGCGGAGCAGCAGGCAUGGGGGCGUCUAUCCUGGGCCCUGGCAUGGGUGCGAUGGUGCCGGACUCGCCGGUCUUGCAGUACAGGCGGAGUGAUGCGCUGCAAGCCAUGUCCACCAGGGAGGCAGGUGCAGUGGGCGGUGUCGAGGAUUCAGCAGCAGCGCCAGUGGAGGCAGCAGCAACUCACGGCUCUUGGCCUCGCCUCCACAUGCACUUUCAGGACAAGGACCAUCAGCAGCAGCAACAACAGCAGAGGAAGCAGAGGCGUGAGCCGGCGUGUGAGCAGCAGUUGUCUUACGUGGCCAUCAGACAGCCUUGUCGAGGGAGCGCAGGCUCGGCAGGCAUAGGCGUGGGCGAUGAUGCAAUGGAUGGGCAAGUGAGCGGAUCAAACAGCACAGGCGGCAUGGGCGGCACGGGCGACGUGGAGGGUACGGACGGCCAGUGGCAUUGUGACGACGACUUUGGUCUAGACGCGUGUUUUCAGCUGCCUGUGUGCAACACAGAUGCUGAGGAGAAUCAGUGCGGGGGCGCAGACGGGUGGUGCGCACGAGAAGAGCGCGGGGAGAGGAGACACGAGAGUGGGGAGAGACACGAGAGCGAGGGCAACGGCCACGAACACAAUGUGCACGAUGAGUGUGGUACGGAAGACGAGUGGUUGCCCCGGAGCCAGGGCAUUCGGAGUGGUUUGGCGCCGAACCAGAGGAUCAAGCGCCGCAGCAUGGCGGAGCGGCGGAGGAGGGAGAGGAUCAGCGAGAAGCUGCAGAGGCUGAGGGCGAAGGUGAGGGGGCGAGAGGACACAUGCGCGAUGCUGGACAGAGCAGUGGGGUAUGUAGAUGCACUAGAGCGGAGAGUGAUGGAGUUAGAGAGGGUUGUCAUGACGGCUGCUGGGUCUGGGAGGAACGUUUUCCCCGGCAAUGCGUUUGCCGGUGGUGGUGCUUUUCCCCGUCGCGGUUUUGGUGGUAACGUUUUUUUGAAUAACGCCGCGGCGCUGGCGACGAUACCGGCUGCGUUAACAUCCGCCCGGACUGGCCUUGGGAGUGACGCUGUUGCCGACUGGCCUUGGGAGUGA